Molecule: messenger RNA, 685 nt
Organism: Caenorhabditis elegans
Lineage: Eukaryota; Metazoa; Nematoda; Chromadorea; Rhabditida; Rhabditidae
Gene: npax-1
Product: Paired domain-containing protein
Exons: 5
Coding region: 1-531 (176 amino acids)
Biological process (GO): DNA-templated transcription; regulation of DNA-templated transcription
Cellular component (GO): nucleus
Molecular function (GO): DNA binding
Source: RefSeq, marked reviewed
AUGCUUCCACAAAUCCAUCAGCAUACUCACUUUCCGGUGUCGACUAAUGGUUCAACUGGAUCUCCUCCGAAUAACACGCUUCCGCCACCAAUCAUUCCUUACUCACUUCUCUCUGCAUUUUAUUCACUCUCAUCCGCCAACAUUUCAACGUCCCCGGAAAUUAAUGAAGGCGAAAAGGUAAAAGCGGUGGGACGAUCAUAUAAUCCGGGUCGACCACUUUGUCUCGAAGAUCGGAAGAAAAUUGUCAGGCUGUAUGAGGAAGGUUGUCGUGUUAGCCACAUUGCUCGUCUCAUUGGAGUUACACACAGUUGUGUAAGUAAGAUAAUGUCAAGAUAUCGACGAACAGGAAGUGUCCAACCGAGAAGCUUCCGUGCAACUGAGAACCAAGAAAAUGACAAUGCAACGUGGCAGCAACAGCAGCUGAAGCAACAACAAAAGAAGGAAAAGCCAUUGCCAUUUUCAAUAGAAAGAAUCUUGUCACCCGACAUCAAAAAAGAAAUCGGUACAUAUCCACGAGUCAUCUCCCAGUGAACAAUUCUUCCUCUUCUAUCAGAUCUUUACUUCUCUAUGCAAUGAUAAUCUCCAUACCAAUGUUCCUUUCCCUCCCCAAAAACCACCCCAUUUAACCCCCAUGACAUCAACCAAUAAAGAAGUAGUGUGCCAAAGGACUGGCAGGAUGAAAAAA